Messenger RNA from Vicugna pacos (alpaca), 4083 nucleotides. RefSeq names its product major facilitator superfamily domain containing 12 (gene MFSD12). Gene Ontology annotation, biological process: carbohydrate transport; regulation of melanin biosynthetic process; pigment metabolic process involved in pigmentation. Lineage: Eukaryota; Metazoa; Chordata; Mammalia; Artiodactyla; Camelidae. Gene Ontology annotation, cellular component: plasma membrane. The record is from RefSeq and is a predicted model, not a curated record. Gene Ontology annotation, molecular function: symporter activity.
GCGGGCAAGACGCGGCCGGCGGCGCAGACGGUCCCGGCCGGAGGUCCGGUCUGACGGCGACAGACGGCCGGCCAGAGCCCGGGGCGCCGCCAUGGGUCCGGGGCCCCCGGCGGCCGGAGCGGGGGCGCCCCCGCGGCCGCUGUCCCUGGUCGCGCGGCUGAGCUACGCCGUGGGCCACUUCCUCAACGACCUGUGCGCGUCCAUGUGGUUCACCUACCUGCUGCUCUACCUGCACUCGGUGCGCGCCUACAGCUCGCGCGGCGCCGGCCUGCUGCUGCUGCUCGGCCAGGUGGCCGACGGGCUGUGCACGCCCCUCGUGGGCUUCGAGGCUGACCGCGCCGCAGGCCGCUGCGCCCGCUUCGGCCCGCGCAAGGCCUGGCACCUGGUCGGCACCAUCUGCGUCCUGCUCUCCUUCCCCUUCAUCUUCAGCCCCUGCCUGGGCUGCAGGGCUGCCACGCCUGAGUGGGCUGCCCUCCUCUACUACGGGCCCUUCAUUGUGAUCUUCCAGUUUGGCUGGGCCGCUACGCAGAUUGCCCACCUCAGCCUCAUCCCGGAGCUCGUCACCAACGACCACGAGAAGGUGGAGCUCACGGCUCUCAGGUACGCCUUCACCGUGGUGGCCAACAUCACCGUCUAUGGCGCUGCUUGGCUUCUGCUCCACCUGCAGGGCUCUACCCACAUGGGGUCUGCUCAGGAUGUCAGUGACCAUCUGGGGGCCCAGGAUGUGCCAGUGUUCCGGAACCUCUCCCUGUUGGUGGUGGGUGUUGGAGCUGUCUUCUCACUACUGUUCCACCUGGGCACCAAGGAGGGGCGCCGGCUGCAGGCGGAGGAGCCAGAUGAACACAGCCCCCUGUUGGCCCCUGCUGCUGCCCGGCCCUUGGUACUCUGGAAACACUGGCUUCAGGAGCCAGCCUUUUAUCAGGUGGGCCUGCUGUACAUGAGCACGAGGCUCAUCGUGAACCUGUCCCAGACGUACAUGGCCAUGUACCUCACCUACUCCCUCAACCUGCCCAAGAGGUUCAUCGCCACCAUCCCGCUGGUGAUGUACCUCAGUGGCUUCUUCUCCUCUUUCCUCAUGAAGCCGGUCAACAAGUGUAUCGGGAGGAACAUGACCUACUUCAUGGGCCUCCUGGUGAUCCUGGCCUUUGCUGCCUGGGUGGCGCUGGCAGAUGUGCUGGGUGUGGCUGUGUAUGUGGCGGCCGUGCUGCUGGGUGCGGGCUGUGCCACCAUCCUUGUCACAUCCCUGUCCAUGACGGCUGACCUCAUUGGCCCCCACACGCAUAGUGGAGCCUUCGUGUACGGCGCCAUGAGCUUCUCGGACAAGGUGGCCAAUGGGCUGGCAGUCAUGGCCAUCCAGAGCUUACACCCUUGCACCUCAGACCUCUGCUGCAGGGCCUGCGUGGACUUCUACCACUGGGUGAUGGUGGCCGUGACGGGUGGCGUGGGUGUGGCCGCCACCCUCGCUCUGUGCAGUCUCCUCAUCUGGCCCAUCCGCCUUCGGCACUGGGACCCUGGAGCCCAGCCCUGACACCGCCUCAUAGUCCCUUGCCCUAUAUUAAUUAACCACAACUGUGACUGUCCUCCUGUUCCUCUGUUCCCAUCCUGCAUCUGUCCUGCCGGCUGCAGGGGGUUGGUGGGUGAGGUCAGGAUGGGUGGGUACCGAGCUAGGCCCUCUGGUACCCAGGGGCUGGUGGGGCCCCCCAGUCCCCACUCUAAUCCCUCCCAGCUGCUUGGAUGGUUUGGGGUGCUCUGUGUUGUGGAGGGACUGGAUGUGAAGGUCCCAGGUCCAGGGGCUGUGCCAGGCUCACCCCUGGGCUGGCUAGGGUCUCCCGGGUGCUGCCAGGCCCUGGAGGACGGUGUUGGCACUGAGCCUGCCAGGAGCCCCAGCCCCGGGGUUGGGGGACUGGGCCCAGACCCCAGCCGUGGCGGCAGCGGGGAUCAGCGUGCAGGGCUUAGGCCACCACCAACAGUGAAUAAAGAGCUGCCCCUGGCGAGGACUGUGGCCUCGGCUGUUAGCCUGGGCCGGGCUUGGGGAGCCGAUGCCGGGAGAGGGCAGCUGGCGUCUGCCUGCCUCUGCCCUGGGGCUUGGCCCCCAGGGUCCUGGUUGGUAGUUGCCUUUAUCCCUGCAGAGCCGCUUUGGGCAGCAAGAUCUUUAUCAGCGAGUGGGCGCGUAGACGGGCGGAGGCCGGUUGGUGGAGGGGCAGUAGGGUUCCAGGUCCCACUGCCGGUAGUUCUGGGUGGUGAAGCACGGGCGCUGGGGCGCUGACAGGUGCGGCACAUAGUCAGACGCCCGCCACGGUGGCUCCACCCCAAAUCGGUGCCUGUUGAUCACUGUGGGGCCAGGACCUGGGUCACUGCCUGGCCCCAGCACAGGAGGCCUUCUUCCUGCCCCAUCCCCUGGGUCUCAGGACCCAAGCCCCAGCCUCACCGUACUCCUUGCCCCAGAUGGGUCUGUCUUUCCACAGCAUGCUCCCCCACCGUGUGCUGGGGUCCCGGUACUGGGCGGGGAUGAUGGGGUCAUACCAGGCGGUCUCCCGGAGACGCUGGGUGUAGGCUGCAGGGUGAGCGGGGAGGUCAUCUCUGCAUCUCUAGCCCUCACCCUCCCCUCAAGGCUGGCCUGAGGUCGGGCAGACAGGGCCGGGCACUCACCCGAGGGCAUGCUCCGCUCCCGGUGGCCAUAGCAUCCAUGCCAGCGGGCAUAAGCCUCACGGUACGGGCUGUCCAGAGCCCGCGGGAGCGUGUACCAGGCUUCUCGGGAGUCCGAGUUGGUUAGGCUGGUGUACCACAGGCGGCCAGCCGCAUCGCGUCCCAUGGGCGUGUACUUCCAGCGCGCCGCCUGCUGGAUGGCCGGUGUCCAGCGGGGCCCCUCCUGGGACAGGUAGUCAUCGCUAAGGGCCGGGGUGAGGGAGGAGACAGGCUGAGCUGGCGAUCCCCCGCCACCACCACCCGGGGCCUCUUCAUCCUCUUUGCUGCAUGUUGCCAGCAUGGAGGGUGCAGUCCUGGCCCAUGGUGCCGGGCCCUCCUCCAUCCCCACGGGGCCACGUCUGUCGUUCAGUACCAGACUCCCCCACUCCAGGCUGGUGGAGGUUGACCCCUCGUGGCCCUCUCCUCUCUGCCACAUCCUCCUCAAUCCCCAGGAUCUUCCUAACCUUCCACCUUUUCAGCUUUCCUUGAAUCUACGAAGUCCUGCCCAGCCUCCCAGACCUGUAGGCCCUUUCAUCCAGGAAGCCCCCUGGCCUGGGAGGUGUCCCAGGAGGAAGUGGUCUCAGCUAUAUGGCUGAGUGAGGGGCCCAGGUCUCACUGUCCCUGGUCUGGCCUGGGAGCCAUGGGUUGGGUAUACAGGGAUGGUGUGCGGGUGCCCAGGCUCCAGGAAGACCUUCGGGGAACCCUUGUGCCAUCACCAUCCACCCAGUCUCUGCAGCCAGCUGAGAGUGAAAACAAGCUCACGUUUAGAGGAGGAACUAUGCAGCUACACGAGUGCCUGCUACAGGGGGCCUGUGGUCCUAGAGCCUCUCCUAGACUGAGAGCAUCAGGACGGCCUUCCUGAGGAAAUGGCAGUGAUGUGAGGCAGGAGUGGCAUGUGCAAAGGCCCUGGGGUGGGAGGAGGCAGGGAAUGGUUUGUGGAACAGAGGCUAGCAGUGCAGAAUGUGUAGUGGAAAUACGCUAAUGAUGGCAAAAACCAAACCUUAGUAAGGUGCCAUUAAAACUGAAAAGAUCCUUCUGGACCUGAAAGACAAAGACGGGCAUGUCCUUUGGCCUGGUGAGCUCGCUCCUGGGAAUCCCCUCCGGGAAUGGGGCGCGGAUGCUCCCAGCAAGGACUGUUGACAAACGCUCUCCCCUGUGCUGGCUUAAGAGUUCUCACUCCCCAUGGAAAACCAGAACCCAAGACUCGUAAAAGGUGGGACCAUCCCAGUCGGCUGUGGGACAUCAGUCUUGGGAAUCUGCCGCAGACUGUGUUUGCCACGCGCAGGGCAGGAGCUUCAGGACCAGCAGGCAGGGCCUUCUGAGCUAAAAAUGAACUUAAACUACAGAAUGUGCUGCACAUGAUUUGUAAAAAGGAAUUAAAACAGUCUAAAAUAACAA